Molecule: messenger RNA, 942 nt
Organism: Guillardia theta CCMP2712
Lineage: Eukaryota; Cryptophyceae; Pyrenomonadales; Geminigeraceae
Exons: 2
Biological process (GO): C-terminal protein methylation
Cellular component (GO): cytosol
Molecular function (GO): protein C-terminal leucine carboxyl O-methyltransferase activity
Source: RefSeq, a predicted model, not a curated record
AUGGCACAGAUCCAAUCUCCUUCGCAUCCUCCUGCCCGCCCGUUGAAACUACGAGGAGGAGCAUGGCUGUUCGAGCCCAAGGUCGCUACUAUCAACAAGGGGUACCAGAGCGUCAUACGGUGGAGCAAGGGAGGGAGGAAGAGCGGCAAGGGAGCGGAGGAGGAGGAGGGAGAGGAGAGCGUCCCCCGGUGCUCUGAUGCGAGCCAGGAUCCCCAGAGGGUCCGCGGCAUUGAGAGGACUAACGACGACUCGACCAUGAGCAAGGCAUCGGCGUGCCGGGAAGGCUACUUGGAGGAUGCUUUCCUGAGGAGGGGCCUGUACCAGACGCGGCUGUGCCGGAGGACGGCGCUGAUCAAUCGGGGCUACUUCGUGAGGAUGGAGCUGGUCCGGGGGCUGAUCUCGAGCUUCAUCGACAGGACGGCUGAGCUGCAGCUGGGCAGUCAGGUGGUGGUGCUGGGAGCUGGUUACGACACUUCGUACCUGCAUUUUAAGGAGAGGCAGCGGCUGGACCACGUCAGGUGGAUGGAGAUCGAUCUGCCUGCCGUGCUCAGGAGGAAGAGCGACAUGCUCCGUCAAGACCCGCUCGCCUGUGCCCACCCCGAGCUGAUUCGGCUGGACUUGGGAGGGGAGGGAACGAGCCUGGAGACUUCGGACUUGAUCCUGGUGGGAGGAGACCUGCGGGAGCUGCGGGAGUUGGACGAGGCAGUAGAGCGAACUCGCUUCUGCAGCUCGCAUGCUCCGACGCUAGUGCUGGCGGAGUGCGUACUGCAGUACCUCGAGGAGGAGGAGGUCAGGCGUCUCCUCCUGUGGGUCCGCCAGCGCUUCCCCAACGCUGUUCUGGUGUCCUACGACCAGACGGGCCCUUGCGACCUGUUCGGGCAGGUGAUGACGAGCUCGCUGAAGAGGAAGGAGCAGGCGCUGAAGGCGAUUUCGUCCUCCCCU